GAUUGACAGGGUGCUAUGCUAGCUAAAACUGGGACCUAUAGAUAGAUGGUAGCUGAGGUAUUAGUCACUAGAGCAAUUUUUGUACUGUUUAGGCUACCUAGAGCUCAAAAAAUAACUUCUAAUGUUUUGCUUCCAUCUGCGUUGAUGCUUCUCGAACUGGACUUAUAAUAUGUUUCAAAGUGUAUAUUCGCAGCGUCAUUUUCUUAAUUACCAAUUUUAUAUACAGGGAUUUAUUUAGUUGUUUAACAUAUUGUCAUAUUCAUAUAAUUUCCAACAGUAUGCAAAAGAAAUACAAAUCUUUACUGACUUCCUUUUUCCAUGUGUAGAUUAUAAUUUAUCAGCCUAUGACAACAAACUAGAUGUCUGCGGUUGUUGUCAGGCACGUUGGUUCUUACAAUCUCAUGUACUCUGAAACUGUGCACAAGUAUGGAUGUUUCCUUGUCUGUUGCCUUUUGGUUCAGGUUUCUUUAUAUUUCUUCUAUUAUUGCAUUGCCACCUGCCAUGCGAAUUAAGUUCCGCCUGCAUAUGCUUGAUUAUGUAAUGCAUAUGUAAUAUCUGCAAUGAUUGAUAUUUCUCCAUAAAACUUGGUAGCAUUCAGAUGUGAUGCUCUAGAUACUCCUAUGGCUGAAAGGUGUUGUACCUACUGCCUCUGUAAUGAGUGUCAGGUGCAUGUGUGUAUUCGCCAAUUGUUAUUCCAUUUCUCCAAGCUUACUUAGACAAUGAUAAAAAUUUGUUUAGUUGUUGCCACACUGAUGCAUCCCUCUUCUUUGUUCCUGUUAACUGAAAUUUUGUCUAAAAUAUCGUGCUACGUCUGGAAUUUCUUGAUCAUGAAGCUUCAUGCAACUGCUUAGAUGUGCACCCCCACGAGAAUCAGGCUCAGUAUAUAGGACUCUUAAUUUUGGGACCUUGACACUUUUGAGUUCAUUGGUUCUUCUAGAUCUGAGCUGCUACCUGAGAUGACUUGUUCUUAGAACCAUUUUUCAUUAGGCCCUUACAUCAGCAGUGGGAUAUCUGCAAAUGCUGAUAAGCUUCAAGGUUAUUGGUUUUAACUUUGCCAAAUAACUGUAAUACUGUUGCGGCCAGGGGUUUGCGCCUUGUUUUUUUAUGAGGGGAGGAAGGUCAGAUGAAUUUUGUCGUUGCCAGGCGUGCCUUGGUAAGUACACACUACUUGGAGAUGAAGAAAAUCCACGAUUGUCAAUAUAUGACAGACGGCUCCCCUGCUGUGGCUGUGGAAUAGGUUGGUCUUGUUUUCUUCUAGGUUUCUUGUGCCCUAUCAUUUGGUACGUUGCAGCUCUUCUUUAUUGCUGCAAGUACUACAAUCGGGACCCUCGUGAGCGGCCUGGACUCGCUGCUUCUGCUGUUCUGGCGGUUAUCUUUACAGCUGCAACUAUUAUAACCCUUUCUGUUCUGCUGAUAUGUUGUGUCAACAAACGGUUCUUGAAUAGCUGCGCAGUUUGACCUGAAUGAUAGCAGCAAGAUAUCUAUUGCAAAACAUCAGCGAUGAACUUCUAACUGAAAUAUUCUUUAGAUUCUUUGGUCAGUACAUUUAUUGUUGGACUGCAAAAGGGCAAUCAACGGAUUCUGAAGAUACAUUAUCACCUGUGUCAAGUACUCAAGUAUUACCUGUGACUGUGAGUGUACAUUACAGAUUACUGAAAUUGUGGAAAUCUUACUAUAUGCAGCAAUUCCUUCUCUCCCCUGAAACUAUUGAACAAUUUUGUACCGAUAAUUUGCCUGAUGAGAACAAUCAAAGUUCAGAACUUGUAUCCAAACCUGUCUGAAAUUACAUGAGCAGAUUAAUCUGGAAUGGAACUUGUGCUGCAUUUUUAUUCUUA
Molecule: messenger RNA, 1835 nt
Organism: Sorghum bicolor (sorghum)
Lineage: Eukaryota; Viridiplantae; Streptophyta; Magnoliopsida; Poales; Poaceae
Product: 60S ribosomal protein L18a-like protein
Exons: 6
Coding region: 1105-1458 (117 amino acids)
Source: RefSeq, a predicted model, not a curated record